GUGAUCCUAAAAAUUAGACAGACCUAUUUUUUUUAAGUAAUCUAGUGCGGCUAGAAUUUUAAUUUUUAAGAUAAAUAAAUUGGAGUAACAUAGUUGAAGUAAAAAAUAGAGUGGAAGAAUCAGAGUUUAAACUUGAAUCUGUAAGUAGUAAGUAAGUACAGCAUCUCUAUCAAGAGAAUUAUAUUUAACUGACUUAAAUAUACCUAUUUUUUUAUUUGGCUUUCACCAAUCACCAUCAGUUCAAUCUUGUUCGGACGUCAACAGUCAUCCCCUCUUGAUUGCAUUUACCGACUAUAAGUUCAGCUUCAAUCACCUCUACGGCCAUAUUUUUAUGGACACACCGCAUGACUUUGAGUUCAUUGGUUGAUCUCUUAAUCGACGAUGGCAUUAAAUGCUGAGCUGUGAGUCAUUACUACACUAUGGAUAUGGCUUCCGUCUCCCUCACCUUCUCUUCCUCCAUCGUCCCCUCACCAAUUCCACAACACAAAUGCAACAAAACCCACCACAAAUUUCCAAUUUUUCGUGUUAUCCGCUGCGCAGUUUCACCUCCACCCUCAAAAGCCGCUUCUAAUUCUUCUUCAGUUGUCAAAAAGAAACACUGGAAACAAGGUGAGUUUCCUGGUUUUUCUGAAACACCAGGUACGAGGAGGAAACCCAUUAAAAAUAUCAAGAAAAAGUUGGACAGAAAGAAUGAUGCUAAGGCUUGGGUUAGCACUGUUACCGAAGCUUUAUCUGAACGCAUUGAUAAGAAGCAGUGGCUUCAAGCUCUUGAGGUAUUUGACAUGCUCAGAGAACAAUCCUUUUACCAACCCAAAGAAGGGACUUACAUGAAACUCAUUGUGCUACUAGGAAAAUCUGGUCAACCCCACCGUGCCCGUCAGCUUUUUACCACAAUGAUUGAAGAGGGUUGUGACCCUACUCCUGAAUUAUACACGGCUUUGCUCGGUGCAUAUUGCAGGAGCAACAUGAUUGAUGAGGCGCUAUCUAUUCUUAACAAGAUGAAGAACCAUCCUCUUUGUCAGCCUGAUGUUUUCACUUACAGUACAUUGAUAAAAGUCUGCGUAGAUGCUUGCAAAUUUGAAUUGGUUGACUUGCUGUAUGAGGAAAUGGCUCAAAGAGCCAUCAUGCCUAACACUGUCACACAGAACAUUGUUUUGAAUGGUUAUGGCAAGGCUGGGAUGUUUGAUGAGAUGGAGAAAGUUCUGUCAAGUAUGCUGCAGAGCACUGAUUGCAGGCCUGAUGUUUGGACAAUGAACACAAUCAUUAGUGUCUUUGGUAAUAUGGGUCAGAUUGAUAUGAUGGAGAAGUGGUAUGAAAAGUUCCGUAAUUUUGGGAUAGAACCAGAAACACGCACUUUUAAUAUCUUGAUUGGUUCCUAUGGAAUGAAAAGAAUGUAUGACAAAAUGUCAUCUGUUAUGGAGUAUAUGCGGAAGUUGCAAUUUCCAUGGACCACCUCUACUUAUAACAAUGUGAUCGAAGCAUUUGCAUAUGCAGGUGAUGCUAAAAACAUGGAGUAUACAUUUAAUCAGAUGCGUUCCGAGGGUAUGCGAGCAGAUACCAAGACAUUCUGCUGCCUUAUCAACGGUUUUGCAAAUGCAGGCCUCUUCCAUAAAGUGAUUAGCAGUGUUACCUUGGCUGCGAAGCUCGAGAUACCCGAGAACACUGCCUUUUAUAAUUCAGUUUUAUCUGCAUGUGCAAAAGCAGAAGAUUUGAUGGAAAUGGAGAGAGUUUUCAAGCGUAUGAAAGAUAGCCAAGCUCAACCAGAUGAUACAACAUACUCAAUCAUGGUUGAGGCAUAUAGAAAGGAGGGUAUGAAUGACAAGAUAUAUUAUUUGGAGCAGGAGAAGCAGACGAUGAUAACUGAUGAUAAGAUAGUGAGCCAGCCUGAGAAUGCAAUCGUUAGCUGAUUUGUGGUUUAUAGUCCAGACUCCUAAUACAUCUGUAUUCUCCAUCUCCUCCAUUUGUCUUGAGAAGCUGUUUAACUUUGUUGGCGUGGACGGAGUGAUUAGUUGCUGAGUUGCAUGCCAGCUUCAUUUUUCAUGAUGAAUGACAACUCCUGCCUAACUUCUACCGUUUGAUGUAAAGUUAAAUUUAAUUUUUGGCAUCCGUUUCACUUACAGAAAAGAAAUCUAAACAUCUGCAUUUUGUAGUGCACUGAGUUCAUGAGCUGAAGCUGAUAACUGCCUUUACUUAGUGUCGUUUGUCAAAUUCGAGCUCAUGUUUACAUUUACCCCAUCUCAUCUUGUUCGAAGGAAGCUAUUUGGCAGGUUAAAAGUAUUGGCAGGGGUCCAUAUGAUAAUCUAUGUAAUUGUAAGAUAUCUGGAUGAAGGUGAUGUAUUAUACACAAGGAAGCAGAAACACUUCAAAAUAAAAGCCAUCCACAUGCUGCACAGUUCGAGUUUACUCUUAAAAUCUGAAGUGUAUUGACUAUUGACUGAACAUGUGUUAAUUUCUUUAUGUUUUAUCUUCAUGUUGUGUGCCUGUA
Molecule: messenger RNA, 2485 nt
Organism: Trifolium pratense (red clover)
Lineage: Eukaryota; Viridiplantae; Streptophyta; Magnoliopsida; Fabales; Fabaceae
Product: pentatricopeptide repeat-containing protein At3g06430, chloroplastic
Exons: 2
Coding region: 420-1907 (495 amino acids)
Molecular function (GO): protein binding; mRNA binding
Source: RefSeq, a predicted model, not a curated record